AUGGAUAAUCUACAUCAAACGAAUUUUAUAAGAGCACUUCAAAUAAAUCUAGCUAGAUCUCAUGUUGCAACCGCACAACUAAAACUGCACAUCUUUGAUUAUGAUUUGGUCUUCGUGCAAGAACCAUAUUGUAUCGAUAACAAACCAGUUGGUUUCCCAAUACAAACUAAAGUUAUUUCAAAAACUGAAGGACUUCCCAAGACGGCAAUAGUGGUCGUGAAUCCUAAUUUUACUAUUCUUAACACGCUGACCACUCCAACAUUGAAUAUAAUAAAAUUGAAAUUCGGACAAAGAUCAUUAACGAUCUUUAACUUUUAUAGCCCACCAAUCACGGACCUCACAGACUUAACUUCUCUCUUAGACUUAGUCGAGAGAAAUUUAUCGGACAAUACAGAUAAUAUUAUCCUGGGUGAACUCAACGUCAAAAGUGAACUAUGGGGUUCUCUAUUUGAAGACCCUAGAGGUAGAAUGGUCCGAGAAUUUCUGGUGUCAAGACAAUUUAUUAUUGCAAACGACCCAAAUGGUCCACCAACAUACAACUGCUCCAGAGGAAAGAGCUGGAUAGACAUAACUGCAAGUCAAGGAGAUAUAAUCAGUGAGUGGCGAGUCCUGGAUGAUCCCUCGCUUAGUGACCAUUGUUAUGUUUCUUUUGAAAUCUCUCGUGACAAAAGUACAGAUCAGAUUAUACGAAGGAUGUAUAAACUGAACAAAAUGGAUUGGCUGUUGCUUAAGGAAAAGCUCGGAAGUUAUUUCUCCACUUUUAACCCUCAAUAUGUAAAAGAUACCGUUGAUCUGAACACCUUAAUAAAAACUUGGACUCAAAAGAUCCAAGAUAUUUGCGACUUGGCAAUAAAAGCAAAGGGAAAAUUUCUCAACGUUCAGCACAAAGGGGUCCCUUGGUGGACACAAUCCCUCACAAUUAUGAGGAAAAGAAUCCUAGCCGAAAGAAAAAGAUAUCAGCGUUGCAUUCAAGAUGAUAACUUAAGAGCAAUUUAUAAGAAAAUAUAUAAGAAAGACUUAGCCAAAUAUAAAAGAGAAAUACUACGUUCCAAAAGAACGUGUUGGAAAAAUCACCUAUAA
Messenger RNA from Stegodyphus dumicola, 1080 nucleotides. RefSeq lists its product as uncharacterized. NCBI's taxonomy places the organism in Eukaryota, Metazoa, Arthropoda, Arachnida, Araneae, Eresidae. The record is from RefSeq and is a predicted model, not a curated record.